AUGCCCACUUCUGCUAUAGAUGACCUUGUUCACAACAUACUUGCUGAAGUCGUUUCUACGAUUAUGAGUACCCCUGCAUCACCUACACUUGUCAAUGGAAUACCCUCCCGAACACAGACACCCUUCAUCCACGCUUCAUUGCCUUCACCUUCGAUCGAACUCAGUCACGCAUCGGACGAACAAGAAUUUGCUACACGUCUGAUCUCGGCCAUCCAUACCCCCGUCGACUUCACAGAUAUUCUCAUCGCCCUACGAAAUCGCCCGCAAGAUCGACAAGCGGUGGUUUCUAUGCAACGAGCAUUAGAAAUGGUCGAGUGGAUGCAGACGGCCAGACAAGAGCUCAUUGCAGCAGAGGAGAGGACGAGUAGAGCCCGAACCAGAGUCGACCAAGUCUGGUCUCUGAUGUGCAGUACAGUCAGUCGUACAGCACAGGAGAUCUGGAGGGAGCAUGAGGACGAAGACAUCGGGCACAUCCUCGGAUACACCACUGAUGGGAGACCCGCAUCCACUCCUCGUUCAUCACCAGAACCAAUUCCUGUUCGACCUCACCCCCCUCGUUCACACGUACCUACAGUCAUCCCUAUCGUGAUGGACGUACAUAUGAACAAGGACCACGAACUGGCCGAAGGAUGUGCUACAGAUGUGGAAGUGAUCAUUAUGUCCGGGACUGUCCCUGACGACGAUAAAGACUACAAAUAUUUGUGGGACAAGAAACGUUAG
Messenger RNA from Sparassis crispa, 720 nucleotides. RefSeq lists its product as hypothetical. The record is from RefSeq and is a predicted model, not a curated record. The transcript is spliced from 2 exons. Bases 1 to 720 code for a protein of 239 amino acids. Lineage: Eukaryota; Fungi; Basidiomycota; Agaricomycetes; Polyporales; Sparassidaceae.